This is a messenger RNA of Pygocentrus nattereri (red-bellied piranha), 3249 nucleotides long. RefSeq names its product peptidase, mitochondrial processing subunit alpha (gene pmpca). The record is from RefSeq and is a predicted model, not a curated record. Gene Ontology annotation, molecular function: metal ion binding; metalloendopeptidase activity. Gene Ontology annotation, cellular component: mitochondrion. NCBI's taxonomy places the organism in Eukaryota, Metazoa, Chordata, Actinopteri, Characiformes, Serrasalmidae. Bases 1 to 1554 code for a protein of 517 amino acids. The transcript has 13 exons.
AUGGCGGCUCACAUGUCCAGCUUCAGGCGUUGGGGCCGCGUACAGAGGCUUGGCGUUGCUGCCUGUAGGCAGUACAGCAGUAGCAGUGGAUACCCCAAUGUCUCUCUGUCCUCACCGCUCCCCGGCAUUCCCAAGCCUCUCUUUGCUUCAGUUGAUGGGCAGGAGAAACAUGAGACUAGAAUCACCACUUUAGAGAACGGCCUCCGAGUUGCAUCUCAAAACAAAUUUGGACAGUUCUGCACAGUUGGUAUUUUGGUAAAUUCAGGUUCUCGCCAUGAAGCCAAGUAUCCUAGUGGGAUUGCACACUUUUUGGAAAAGCUUGCUUUUUCUUCAACAUCCCAGUACGGAAGUAAAGAUGAAAUUCUCCUGUCAUUGGAAAAACACGGAGGGAUCUGUGACUGCCAGACAUCCAGGGACACAACAAUGUAUGCAGUCUCAGCUGAAGUUAAAGGUUUAGACACUGUGGUUAACCUGUUGUCAGAUGCUGUUCUGCAGCCACGUUUAUUAGAUGAGGAAAUCGAGAUGACCCGCAUGACUGUGAGGUUUGAGUUAGAAGAUUUGAAUAUGAGACCCGAUCCAGAGCCUCUGUUGACUGAAAUGAUCCAUGCAGCAGCAUACCGUGGGAACACAGUUGGUCUGCCUCGUUACUGCCCUGCUGAGAACGUAGACAAGAUUGACCGGAAGCUGCUCCAUACAUACCUCCGGAGCUACUAUUGCCCAGAGCGCAUGGUGCUGGCAGGUGUGGGGAUCGAGCAUGAGCAGCUGGUAGAGUGUGCCAGGAAGUACCUUCUGAAUGUGAAGCCAGUGUGGGGCACGAGCACACCUGAGAAAGUGGACCGAUCUGUGGCUCAGUACACAGGAGGCAUCAUAAAGAUGGAGAAGGAUAUGUCUGAUGUGAGUCUUGGACCCACACCCAUCCCAGAGCUCACUCAUAUCAUGAUCGGCCUAGAGAGCUGCUCCUUUCUGGAGGAUGACUUCAUCCCUUUUGCUGUCCUCAACAUGAUGAUGGGAGGAGGAGGAUCCUUCUCAGCAGGCGGUCCAGGAAAAGGCAUGUUUACACGGCUCUAUCUAAACGUUCUUAACAGGCAUCACUGGAUGUACAAUGCUACAUCAUACCACCACAGCUAUGAGGACAGUGGGCUCCUCUGUAUUCACGCCAGUGCAGACCCCCGACAGGUGCGAGAAAUGGUUGAGAUAAUCACACGGGAGUUUAUCCAGAUGGCUGGGACAGCAGGAGAGAUGGAACUAGAAAGAGCAAAGACUCAACUGAAAUCCAUGCUGAUGAUGAACCUGGAGUCCAGGCCUGUCAUUUUUGAGGAUGUCGGACGGCAGGUUCUGGCCACAGGCAAAAGAAAGCUGCCGCAUGAGCUGUGCCAACUCAUUAGUAAUGUUACAGCCAGUGACAUCAAAAGAGUUACCACCAAGAUGCUACGUAGCAAGCCAGCUGUUGCCGCUCUGGGGGACCUGACUGAGCUGCCCUCCUAUGAGCACAUCCAGGCUGCUCUCUCUAGCAAAGACGGUCGUCUGCCUCGCAUGUACCGUCUCUUCCGGUAGGAGUUCGUCACUUGGCAGCAAUUAUGCUUGCUUAAACCAAGGACUGACCUAAGGUACAACCCGUUCACUGGCACUUGGAGUGCAGUGAGACAGUGGAGACGGAAAUUGCAGUUGUCUUUGCUGUAUAGAGCUCAGUAUAUUGACCUUAAAGCUACUCUUUAUCUGUGGGGAGGCACUAGAAGCAAGUUUCAUUUUGACCCCAAAGAAUUUAUAUUGACUAAUUUUUUGCAUGGUUUUGCUUUUAAUCCAGUGUCCAAAUUUAAUAAUGCUGGGCAGUUUUGCAUCAUGUCCUUCACACUGUAGACCCCUGAAGUCAUGUGUUGAAAAUCAGUGCUAUUGGGUUCUGUGGUAACCAAACGUUCCAAACCCGAUUCGUUGUGUUUUACAUACAUUUUCCACUGAAUGUCACUGGAUCCUCUGAAUUACAAGGUUGUUAAGAAGUCAAAACAUGAAUUUGCACUGCUGUGCACUGACUUGACAUCAUAAGUAUUUAUGCGUGGAUGCAAGUCUUUUAAGUUAUUAUUUAACAGUGUUAAAUAUAAUAGAUUUACUUCCAAGCAACAUCAUUUCAAUGUGCAGGAGCAGCAGCCUGUUAUUAGCAUGGAUGUAGCAAUGUUCAUAUUUUGUAUGAACGUAUGACAAAAUGCAUCGGGUUGGAACCUAUUGGUUAAUCUCAACGAUCUUAGGGGUUAAAACCAUGUAGCUUAUCACAGGAUGCAAUAGCAGACAUUUUCAAAAGUCCCGUACAUUUGUCAUAGAGAAAUACAGCUUUGACCCAGUGUUUUUAAUAUGGGAAUGAUGCUGAUUACAGAAACUGCAUAACUUCAGUGGUCUAUAAGCUGUAAUUUUGAAAGGUCUGGUUUGGAUACGUUAAUGUGAUGCAGUAGUUUAGUCCAGUCUCUUGGCCAGGUGCUGAUUAAGUGCAAUGAAUGUAUGUUGGAAAAGUUUAAUUGAAGAUUCUGUUUUAAAGUGAAAUUGGAUUCCACCAACAUGUGCGUCUGAUAGAGGCACUGGUAUAAAUACAUGAUCUUUCAUCAAUUUCAGUAAAUACUGUAAUGCAAGCUUUAAACAUUUUGGUUUUUUUACAGUUAUUUUACUUAUCACACUUUUUAGUGUGUUGCUGUGAUUUUCUCAAAAAAAAAAAACAAUUUAAAUCCAAUGUUGGCAUCAACUUCAGAUUUUUUAAAACUAAACUAUAUAUAAAAUGAUUAAUAUAACUUGUCUACCUUAAAGAUUUGAAAACUCAGGUACUGGAGAAAGUAACCAUGCAGAAAUCUCUUUAGGAGGAAUAAAUUAAGAACUUACUUUUCAAACUUUUCAAGACUUUUCAAGUCUGUUAUGAGAAAUAUAUAAAAACUUAUGUUCAGUUAUCUCAGAAGAAGUGACAAUUCAAUGUUGUUUCCCAAACUUUCAAGGUCGUAGUUAAUGUGCUAAAUAUACUACCAGGAUGUCGACAACCAUUUACAGACAUCUUUCAUAGAAAGUCUGAUGUGGAGUCAGUCUUAGUCUUAUGUUCACAUCAGUGCAUAUGAUGAAAUAUAGAUAUUUGUUCAUUUCGUCAUAGUUUUACAGUUUCUGUUAACUUCUUAAAUCUUAAUUAUGCUGUAACUCUAUGAUGUGAAGUUCCACAGGUCCUUUUCAGUGUAAAGUGUCUUUGUUGUUUUUGUUCAUAAAUGUGGUUUAUAUACAUGUUCA